Molecule: messenger RNA, 15821 nt
Organism: Zootermopsis nevadensis
Lineage: Eukaryota; Metazoa; Arthropoda; Insecta; Blattodea; Termopsidae
Source: RefSeq, a predicted model, not a curated record
UCGCCCUCAGUUCAGAGCGAGACGCGGGUGGCAGAAGUGAACUUCUACGCUCUGAGGGUGGGCCGAUGUCGCAGUGCACAUUUCUGUAGCUCCUGUGUGCUGCAAACGCGCCUUCGGGCCCCGGUGUGCGUUUCUGGUGUGUGUGUGUUCAUGCAUGCAGGGUUUUCCCGUGUGCUCUGUGCUCUCUUAUCUGCCGGCGACGUAUUGAUUCGCCGUCAGCUGCGGCGUUCUUGAGGGCGCAGUCGAAAUGAAAACCGAAUGGACGUGUGGGAGUGGAGAUCCGGUACGAAAGUUGUGCUAAGAAGUCGUAAUAGUCGCUGAAAUUGUGUUCAAGUGUUGAAGUAAAAUUGCUGCAAACUAUUCUUAACCGACCGUAGGUCUGUCGCGUUGGAUGAUUCAUAAAUGGCGAAUCCUAAAGAAUAUGGGACGAAGCCGUCGUGGCCCAGGAUUUCUCGGGAAGACCUGACCGAAUCGACGAACAACCCUUCGGGACAGCCAGCCAUUCUUCAGCUCGAGGCCUUUCGUUGAGAGCGUAGACGCGGCGAUGCGAGCGUCUUGCUUUCUCCAGUCACUCCGCGGGGAGUGUUGAAUGGCCGCUGCCGUGCGUUCGUCUUCAGGGGUUUCAAGACCGACGUCUUUAGGGGACGGCGAUCGGCGCCACGAGAGGAAAACAGUGAAGACUAAGCGAAACGAACUGAAAGUUGUGUUGAAUCUGGAUAAAGAUGAGGCGGAGGCGAAGAUGGUCGAGCAUUUGUUGACCGAGACUGUGGGUGGCCCACUUCCGACUGCAGCGGAAGCGAGUGUCAGCGUCGUCGCCUCGAAGCUCGACGUGCGUCGUCGCAAGCGCCAGCCGCUGAUUCGGCUCUGCAGAGACGAGGCACAAAAGCGGACGUGCGGUGUUCUCGGGAGUCAUCUGCAACGGGAAGCCGCGGUCAAAGCCUGGCGCGACGGGCAGUCAAAGCUCCAUUUUCAGAAUGGCGGUGUUGGUAAUGGAGAAUUAUCUGCAGUGUCAGUUCUUGCUAGACUUGGUUUGGCCGUUGAUGCUCAUGGAGGUUUUUUGAGGGACAGACCAGUCUCCCUUCUGAGCAGUGGAAUUGGCAUCAACCACAAGGAGGAUGUUAUGGAGGAGCCCAAAGAAGAGGAUGAAAAGAAGAUGACAGAGCAGCUGCGCAGACAAAAAAAUGAUGAUGAUAAUUCUUCAGAGGAGGAUGGAGGUGAUGGAGCAGGUGGAGAUUCCAAGAUGACAAGUAGUGGAACGCAGACUCAGCAGGUGCCAGAGUCUGUGGAAACUCAUAAUAUUUCUGCUUUGUACCAUGGGACGUGGCCUGUUGAAAGAAGCCUGUGGCACAGUGGGCCCAGCUGCAUAGGCGGGACAAGCGGGAGCAAGAGCGUCACACAGGAUGUGUCGAGCGUGAUGAGUUUUACGUCGAGCGUGGGUUCGGCAAGUGGGGGCAUGCUGCCCGAUGAUGUUGCGGCAGCACGUCGAACCUACAGCCAGCAGCAGUUAGGAGCCAAAGUGGAGAUAGUGUACAGCCUCCUGUCUAUGCUGGGGACCCAUGACCGGGAGGACAUGAGUAGGACGCUGUUAGCCAUGAGUAGUUCUCCAGACAGCUGUGUUGCUAUGAGACAGUCAGGUUGCUUACCCCUGCUGGUGCAGCUCCUGCAUGCCCCAGACUCUGACACAGAUGUAAGACAGCGUGCAGCAUUAGCUCUGCAUAACAUGGUUCACUCUCACCCUGAUGACAAACGAGGGCGUCGUGAGGCGAGGGUGCUGCGACUGCUGGAGCAGGUGCGAGAGUAUUGCGACUCCCUUCGUGAAAUGAUCGGUGAUGCCGCUCCAGCUGAAAAUGGACUGGAUCGUCAGGAACCUGCCCUUCAAGCAGCUACAAGAGUUGAUCAGGAAGUAUUGUUUUUGGUGUUGAGAGGGAAUGUGGAGGAAGUAAGUUUAGCUGGACAAGGUUCUUCUUGUUCUCUGGUACUAGACGACAUGGAGCGGCAUCCGGGACCCACCGUUGCUGCCCUGAUGAAACUGUCCUUUGACGAAGAGCAUCGUCAUGCCAUGUGUCAGCUUGGCGGUCUGCAUGCAGUGGCAGAGCUUAUAGAGGUUGAUCAUGAAGCACAUGGAAGUACAACAGGUGAUCAAUACUGCGUCACAUUGCGGCGGUAUGCGGGAAUGGCGUUGACAAACCUCACCUUUGGUGAUGGGGCUAACAAAGCUUUGCUGUGUUCCUUUCGACAGUUCAUGAAGGCCCUGGUUGCUCAGUUGAAGUCCCCAAGUGAAGAUCUACGACAGGUGACAGCCAGUGUCUUAAGAAACUUGUCAUGGCGUGCAGAUGGAGCCAGUAAGCAGACGCUUCGAGAAGUUGGCGCAGUCUCAGGUUUGAUGCAUGCUGCUAUGGAAGGGAAAAAAGAAUCCACACUAAAAUCCAUCUUAUCUGCGCUCUGGAAUCUCUCUGCACAUUGCAGCAUCAACAAGGUUGAUAUCUGUGCUGUUGAUGGUGCCUUGGGCUUCCUUGUUGACAUGUUAAGUUACAAAGCUCCAUCAAAGACGCUUGCGAUUGUAGAGAAUGCUGGAGGAAUCCUGCGCAAUAUUUCUAGUCACAUUGCUGUUCGGGAAGAUUACAGGACAGUUCUUCGAGAGCACAACUGUCUACAAGUGCUUUUGCAGCAGUUGAAGUCACCAAGCCUGACAAUUGUCAGCAAUGCAUGUGGAACACUUUGGAAUCUCUCGGCCCGUUGCGCCGAGGACCAGCGCGCAUUGUGGGACAUGGGUGCCGUUAGCAUGCUUCGGAGUCUUGUUCAUUCAAAACAUAAGAUGAUCUCCAUGGGAUCUAGUGCAGCAUUGAAAAACUUGCUAAGUGCAAAGCCAAACAAUAAUUUCCCUCCCCUAGACUCCACAGCAAAAGGUUUAGGACUUCCUGCUCUCCCAAGUCUUUAUGUUCGUAAGCAGCGAGCACUUGAACAAGAGCUUGAUGAGACUCUGUCAGAGACCUGUGACAACAUUGAACCAAGUACAUCACCCUCAGCUUCCACCGUCGGUUUGCGUGAUGAAAAAUUUGUCUUUUCAACAACAGAACGUUGCUUUGGUUCCGCAGAGCGACGUAACAGCAGGAUGUACCAUUCUUAUCAACAGCACCAACCUUCAAAGUAUCACUCGAGAGGAGCAGUAGCAAGAUCUGAUAGCAGGGAUUCUGUGACCAGCACUCUGUCAGACACAGUAUAUGAGCGUGUGAGCAGAACCAUCAUAAACCCACUAACAUAUGGGAAAGUAUCGCCAACAAAUGGGAUGUCACAAGGAUUGACGGGAAGUCUGAGUGAUUCCGGUCGUAUUAAUUCUCAGAUAUCAGGAGGUGAAAACUCUGAUCAAAGAUUUCUUCGUAGGUAUUGUAACAAUAUGAGAGAAAGAGAGGAGAAUAGGAAAGCCGAACCAUCGGAUCUUAGCAACGAAGACAAUACCGAGCAGUCUCUUUCCCAUUACGGUCAUGAAUUAUUGUACCAACAUACAAGAUUGGGUCAAAUCAGUGAAACAAACUUCUGUGAUCCUGCAAGGAAUCAAAUGAGUGUAACAGACCUCUCGAGGGACAUGGAGGCUCAUCGGUCAUCCAUAGAAAACCAGUGUGAUCCAAAGCCUUCAGAUAACAGGGAAGAAACUGGUGAUGACAGAGUCAGCAGCACUGUUUAUUUGGAUUCAGAUUCGUCUAAACAACCAAAGAACAUUCUGUAUGAUAGUAUGAGAUCAUUGAACCGGAGAUUAGCAUUUAGCCCUCUUGUUGCUGGAUCUUAUGGAAGUACCGCAAAUAGACUGCAGUAUCAGCAUUCGACACAGCAGCAAAGUUAUAUCGCCACCUCUUCUUACAACACGGUAAGAACCAAGUACUCUGACUUCGCAUACGAUGAUGAGACGGAAGGCCAGGAGCAGCCUGUGGAUUACAGCCUUAAAUAUGUUGAAGAGAACGCCCAGUCUGCAGAGACGGACGUGAUUACAGCUGAAAAUAAUCACAUAAAGACAGAAGGGGACAAAGAGUGUGGAGGCUCAGAAGAGUACCAGAGUUCUAGAAAGACGAACGGCAUGCGAGGGAAACAAAGCCAGAAUGAUUUAGGGCGUGGUUACUCAUACAGGCAUCAAGGGAAUGCCCAUGUCAGCAAAAACAUGAAGAUGAAUGUUGCGUAUGGAGAUUAUGCAGAAACUGACUUGGAUCAGCCAACAGAUUAUAGUUUGAAGUAUGCAGAAGGAAGUGAAGAGACAGAAUUUGAAAAGAAUCAUGAGCUCAGCGGUACAGAACCAGAGAGACCAGAGAGAAGUUAUUAUGAUGGUAAUGAUCCGAUUCAUGAAGAUACUUUGAAGACGUACUGUACAGAAGGAACACCGUAUGAGACGCCAUACAACUUUUCAACUGCCACGUCUAUGUCAGACCUUCACUGCGAACCUCCUACACCUCAUUCAGAAGACAGUGGAGAAAAGAAACGGCCAGAAAAUUAUACGAAAGGUGGAUCCGUAGAAGACAAUGCAAGCAAAAGUGUUGAUGAAAAUGAAAAUUGUAAUGCAGAAGUUCUAUCUAAUUUUGAUAAGGAUUUUACAGAAAAGGGACCUCAGAUGAAAGCCUUGCCUCCAGCUCCUAAACAACCACUGAAAAGGCUUCAGUCAGGUCUGAGUUCUGGCCUCAUGUCUCCUGAGAAACCUGUGCAGUACUGUGAAGAAGGUACUCCAGGCCAUUUUUCUCGCGUGAGUUCCCUCAGCUCCCUAAACAGUGUUCCAGCUAACGUGGACAAUGCACUUGAGGCCCCAUUAUCAUCAGGUCAGGCUGCUGACUCUGAUGCUACUACUUCAGAUCUGGAGCAGAAGCCAGGAGAUGACACUGCAGUAGAGGGUGAUGCAGAAAGCAAGGACAAGGUCGCUGAGAAAGAAAAAGGUGCUGGUUCAGCCAAUGCAGGGGGUGAGGCUUCUGGCCCUCCGGAAGAUGUGAAGGUGGAGCAGCAGCGAGGGGACAAGGAGGGCAAAGUGGUUACAUUUGGUGGCGCUGACCACUAUGCAGAGGAGACGCCCCUCAUGUUUUCGCGCUGCAGUUCUCUUGGAUCUCUCAGCAGUUUUGAGCAGCACUCUAUUCAUGAUGACCGCAGCUCUGUUGUCAGUGAUUUUAGCCGGCGAACAAGUGGUGUUGUGUCACCAAGUGAACUUCCUGACUCUCCGACACAGACUGUUCCAGUAAGCCCUCGUCACACAAAACCACCAGCAGAGUUCACUAGUAAAUUAAUAGAAGACGGUGGUAACAUCAGAGCGCAGCCUGUACCUGGAGCAAACAGGCUUGAAGGUACAGGACAUUCUAGUGCUGUGAAAAGCAGUGUAUUUGAAGAUGAUGUGGUAGCCUUCAAGGAAGAGGACACACCAGUUGAAUUUUCAAGAACAACCAGCCUCAGUUCCCUCACCAUUGACGAUGAACCAAAGAUUUCCAAUGACGCAGUGCUGAAGGAGGUGCUGGGGAAACCAUCAUCCCACGCACGCUCCAGCAACGUUCACCACGCAGCACGACUGGACUUGGUUGGACGAGAUCGGGAGGAUGGCAUGGAGAAACAAGAUGUGGAGAAGGAGAAGCGUGGGGAGCUGGCAGAUUGUUGUGAAUUGGCUCCAGUGAGUGAGGGUGAGGAGGAGAACGACGAAGAUAUGUUGGCAGCCUGCAUUAAUAUCGGAAUGCAAAACAGCAGGCAACGACAGUGUCAGUAUGGUGUUGAACAUGCCAACAAGAACGCUCCAGUUCAAGCACGUCAGCCUUCAGGUGUCGGCAGAUUCCAAUCUUCACCGCCUCAUUCACAAAUAUUACGUAGCGGACGUCCGAGUGGGAUCCCUGUUAAAACGUCUUCCAACAGCAAUCUGAAGCCGGGAAAAGUAAAUCAGCCAAGACAGCAGGAAGGAGCUGUAGAAAACAGUGCCAAGUGUGUGAACUACAUAGCAGCACCGGGAGGUGCGUGUGAAGAUGCGGUCCAGACUUACUGCACAGAGGGUACUCCUGCCAACAUCUCUCAUGCCGGGUCACACUCGGACCUCUCUGUCCUCUCACUUCCUGGUGACGGAGUUGAGACCGAGGUUCAGAGGUCAGAGAUACGCUUGGAGGGAGUGCGUGAGGUAGAGGAACCUGGUAGCAGUGGGGAGAGGGAAGUUGAGAAACCAGAACUCUCUGAUGAUAGUUCCAACUUCUCAGGGGAUAAUGACAAUAUUCUUGCCGAGUGUAUUCAGUCUGGAAUGCCCAAGGCUCGUAAUCAGACUUCGAGGAUAACUUUGGCCGAAACUGGAAGCAGUGCUGUUCCUUCACCAUCAGAACUGCCUUCUCAGCAACAUAAGAAGAUACCUACAGUCGUUCCUGGAGUUACUGUAACAGUUCUGCCAUCACAUCACCCUAUUGCAACAAAUUACAGGCCCCCAACCCACCAUCUGUGUGGCCUUGACCAUGGCAGUUCAUCUCUCUCAUCCCCACGCCCCACAAACAAGAAGCCGUCAGCACCGUCGAGCUCUCCUCGACCAAGAGCAACAAAUCACGGAGUGUCAGAUCAGCAUUCAGCGAGGCACAAGCCAAAAACUCAAGAUGAGGUGGGAGUGUCAAAGAAAAAGUUGAGUGGAAUAUUACAGGGGCCAAAUAUGCCACCGCUCUGUUUAGAUGCAAAGGACGAGGUGGAAACAUAUGCCACAGAAGGAAGCCCCAGUAUUUUCUCCACACGUUCGUCACUUAGUGACCUUACUAUGAAUUCAUCAGAUGGCCCUCCAGUCAAUUUACAGAGGUUGGUAUGUCAUCAUCCAGUUCCUGAGGGAGCAGAAUGUGUCAGCCCUGUACGAUUUAAUACAAAAGAUAUCCCUCUUGAGAUUUCCCUUAGCUCUCUGCAUGUAAGGGAGGAAGAAGAAGUUAUCUCAGGAAUGAAAACUGUGCAGCCAUCUGCAUUUGCCGGCUCACGUGAUACAGUACCUAGCCAGACAAGUGUCCCCACUGCUUGUUCAUCAGAUUCUGAACCAAGAUCAUGCAUUUCCCCUCUUAACAAAGUUGUAGACAGUGUAACUUCUGAAGCCACAGUGCAGUUGAUGAUAGCAUCUGAUGGAAGCUGGGGAGAUCAGAGUGACAAGCAUGAAGACUCGACAUCAUCAAAGUUACAGAACAAAACAAGUUCGAUCUCCGAAGAUGUGGUGACAGUUUUGUCUCGUAAUGGCUCUCUCAGUUCCCUUAGUGUAGACUCAUUUGGUUCAACAGAACCAACACCAUCAGAGCAGGCAUUACUUGAGCAAUGCAUCAAAGGAGUAUGUGGCAAGGCGAGAAUUGCCAUUCCAGUUAGCACCAAAAAGAAAAUUAGUGGGGGUGUGUGUAAGAUCCCACUUGCUACAGGAGAUCACAGGAGACCAGGAGAUGGGGAGAGGCAAGGCCCUGCGAUACCAAGUGUAGCGCUACAGAAACUGGAACUGAAACCAGUGGCUAGGCCCCACUGUGGGAGCGGUACAUGUGGUGCACUGGGGGCAUUAGAGAAUGACAUGGCUUGCCUGAACUUACGAGAUGAUACAAGCAUGUGCUCUUAUGAUGUCAGACAGAUUUCAAAAAACGGGGUGGUCCCGUCUGCUGCAUUGAGCCCGAAGGAAACUGCAGCAGACGUAAACGAAAGCAUCGCAGCCAUCAGAAGCGUGCAAAACCUACAAGACCAUCUGAAGAAUGGCAGUGAUAUACCAGAGAAUGUAGGGAUAACGGAGACAGGAUGUAAUUGUGUGUCUGCAACCAUUUUGGCAAAUAAAGCAAUCAACAGUGAUGCGGUUUUGGAUAUAGUAGAAAAUGCAAAACAUGUUCUUCAGGAACCUAUGAACUAUGUACGUGUUCCAAACAAGGAUGAAAAAAUUGAUGCAAUUGUGUUCAGAAAGUCUGCAGUGGCAGAAGAGGGUCAAAGUAGGCUUGAUAUGAAGUUAGAAGUGUACAGGAAGGCUUCAAGUCUUUCCUAUCUCAGUAAUAAAAUUGACAGCCCUCAUGAAAACACAAGUGAUGACAACAGAUCUCCACUCUCUUCUGAAGGAAGUCCCCCUGAUGACAUUAGCAGCGAUGGAAAUGUCGUACACUGUGACAGAGAGAGGAGGGAUCCAGAUGCAAUGAUCGCCUCCUUGGACCGUCUUACAGGUGAACUUGUACAGCAAGCAAAAGACAUGCAUCUUCAGAAAGAGCGGAACAAAGAUUCCAGCGUUAUGAAACAGAGCCUUGUUGGAAGUGACACGUGGAAUGAGGACACGUCACCCAAUGAUGUGUCAUUUCCGAGUAUGAGUAUAAGUGCGCCUCUUGUCGCCUCUUUCAAGAGUGACAAUCAUGAGGACGGUGCCGUCACAUUGCCAGAGCUGGCAGAAGAAGAUGAUCUCAUCAGUAAGACCAGUGAAGGACAGCAUGGCAGUUCCCUCACAGAUUCAUGCAUGAUUGAAGUGGAAGCUGGAAAAUUAGCUGUAGCUGUGCAAGCAGAAGGGCAGACUCUUCCAUAUAGCUCAGCUGAAGAAAUGGAACACAGUCUCACAAGUUUUAAUUCUGUAGAUCUAGAUGCAAUCAAGCCGCCAUCAAUGAUGGGGAGUCUCGUGUCUCUGACAGCAAGUCUGUCUGGUCAGUUCGACAAUGGUGAAAGUGGUGAAACAAGGGAGCAUUGUAAUUCACCAUCUGUUCCUCCUCCUCAGUCUCGUAAUAAUGGAACCAGACUGGAAUGUAGGCAUUCCAGAAAGAAGUCUCUUCCUGCCGGGAUGAUGGUUCGAAGAGCGCUAGGCAACAGUAACCACAAUGGAAGCAGUGAGAACCUUCAGGACAACACUAGCGUGUCCAGCAGCUGUAACUCUCACCUUGAUAACAUCAAACCUCCAUCAGCAAUGGAAGAAUUAAUUGAUAUUGUAGACAUGGAGAACAGCAUGGUUAGCGUAGCCAGCAUUACCUCAGAAGUUGCUGAUUCAUCAAACAAAGAGCAGUCCACUUCUGAGCAGUCACCAGGAAAUAGUGAUGGCAUAUUUGAACUUCUAAAACCAGCAGCCAGUGUUAUGGCUGAAGUGUAUGCAGCUGCAAUGUGCGCAAGUGUGCGCACCAGCAGUGCUAGUGAUUGCCUGGAUAACAUAAACCCUCCGUCUGCAUUUAAUGAGGUUGCAGAUUUGGCAGAUCCUGAAUCAGCUAUGGAGCCAGGUACAGAGACCAUCUGUAGUGAUACUGAGAUGUAUACAGAGGAUGCACAUUCCAUGGAAAAGCUAGAUGAAGUUGAUCCCCCAGAUUUGCCCUCAGACACCGGCAAGAAAGUUACCCCUGUUCUUUCAGACCAGCAUGUGACUAGUUCGGCAGAAUCCACACCUAAGAAACGCAGACAGCUCACUCCCAGACAGAAACGGCAGUUGGUGAAGGAGCGUUACAAAACAUACACCAUUACUGCUGAAGAGGAAAAGGAGAUUGAAGGCAAUGAAAAGAAGUUACCAUUACAGCCAGAUAUGUCAGUACAAGUUCCUGAAGCAGCAGCUUGUGACUCUGUAAGAGAUAGUGAAAAUUCAGAUCAGGUAGUGCAAGAAGAAGAGAAGCGUUACAGCAAGGUAACACCAAAACAGCGACGCCUCGAAGACAGACACAGAUUCCAAACCAGAGUUCUUGAUAAAUCGCCAUCUGUUGAUAUGAACCAUGAAGAUGGUGCAAAUGAACAAGUAUAUUCUGUUGAGAUCAAGGGAGAUUCAUGUCAAGAACAUCUUGAAUCCAUAAAUGCUGAUGCAGCUAAACAGAAGACAUUGAGGGUAAAAACACUGAAACAAAAGAGAGCAGAGGCAAGGGAACGGUUUCAGACUCGUACUCUUAGUGAAGAAAGCAAGCCACAGCAGAACAGUGAGACCAGUAACUGUGCUGCAGGUGAUAAUACAGGUUGCAUGUCUGUAGGUUGGGUUCAUACCAACCCAAGAGCUGAAACACUAGCUCUGAACUGCUCGGAUGUUGGUUUUCAUGAUGCCAACAUUGUCAUCACAACACUGAAUGAUUCAAGGCGACACAAUAGUGAAUCAUCUGAACUUCCAAGCAGUGAUGAGAUUCUCUUAGAAUGUGAAACGUUGAGCCUUAUUUCUAUUGAAUCUGAGCCAGAUCAAAGCUGUAACACUUGUAGGGUUGGAAAGAGACGAGGGUCAGACCUCAAUGGAAGAGAGCCUUCUGUUAGUGAAGAGCCUGGAGUAUUAAACACAGAAGAAGAAUUUGUAGAGGAGAAAAUGAAUGAGGAGGUUGAAGUUGAUACAGAGGAUAGGAAAUCUGUGGAUGAUAGUGAAGAGUUCCAGGAAGAUAAUGGUGAUGAUGAUUUGCCCAAACCAAGAGGACCACGAAUUGUGAAACCACAUGAAAAACUUAGAAGGGAUGAAAGUGCUGACUCAAACUGUACAGAUGAUGGAACACCUCAGAGUAACAGUCCUAAAUCCAUUCGUGGAAGACGAAAGGCUCUGUACUCAUCACCUUCAGCAAAGAAACAAACUGUGCCACAUCCAGGUCAGCCUGCUGCUAGGAAAGUUCAGAGUAGUAUUCCCAUCAUAUCUGGAGUGGCAAGUAACACAAGAUCUGUGAGAGCCUCCGUUUUGAAGCAGACUGUAAGGGGUUCUAGUUCCAGCACCUCAAAGCGAUCUGUCUCUAGAACUCCUCCAUCCUCCACGGAGAUCAAAAGUCCUCACAGCACAAGCCCAAAAACAAGCAAGACCGGAAAGAAACAGAAUCUGAACGGCGCGUCUCCAUCUGUUAAAACAACUGCAUCGAAAAAUAUUGGUACCACACACGCUCUUGGCAGGGAAAGCGAUGAACACGACGUUAAAGAUCCAAAGUUUAAGCCACCUGAAAGACAAGGCACAUUCACCAAGGAUGAAACCAGUUUGAUUACACCUAAGGUAAUGACACCACCUUCACCUACAAAAACAAGAAUUCCAGUUCCAGCUUCUGCUAGUACUGUCAGUGCUAAAUAUGAGUCCAAGUCAAAGAAGACUUCUGGUGCCACUAAACCUUGUUUUUCUGUUAAUUCUACCACUCCAAAGACAAAAUUUCGCAAAGAAAUAUCAUCUCCAGUUCUUACGAGACCUCUGGCUCAGAGAAGAUUCACAAGUAACUGUAGUCAAGAAAGCAGUGCUUUAGUCAAAAGUUCCCAGGCAGGAAACCCAAGGUCUCUUAUAAAGGCUGCAACAAUUCCAGGAAGAAAUGGUACCACUCGGUCUCCUCCUUUGUCAAGGGCAGGAUAUAAGAGAGGUAGUGUUGGUGCACAAGAGGCCAUGAGGACGUCUCUCAGUAACCAGAGUCUGCAGAGCAAUGGAAGUGGCCAGACAACUCCAAAGCAAGGAGCAGCACAGCCUCAGAGAUCUAAUAGUAAUUGCAGUUUAAAUUCUGUUGCAUCUGGGGGAGGUUCAGGCAGCAAAAAGACUGGCACUAGGAAAGAGAUAACAAGCAAGAUUGCAAGCUUGUGGAAACGGGUUGAGGAGAAUAAAAGCAAACAGAAAUCUGCCAAAGAUACCAGAGUGUGGAUCACUACAACACAUGAUGAUGCAGGAAAUGACAACGAUGGUACUGGGGUCUCUGCCGCCUUCCCACCCAGUUCUAGACUUGUUCGUAGCUCAACUUUUGAAGGGCUUCCAUCCAAGUCUACCUGUAAUGACGAGGUUGACCAAAAUGCAAAAAUUGCUAUAGAAACUGCAAAAGCAAACAAGACCAAAAUAAAAAUGAAGUUAUCGAGAUAUACUGGAAAAUGUGAGAGUAAGGGUAGUCAUGGCUCGGAAGAUUUGACAAGGUUUGUUGCAAAUCAAGAACCAUCAUCAAAAUCAUCGGUUACGCAGAAGCAAGUAGCUGAGGUAACGGGUGUGGUUAUAGCUCAACCCGCAGGCAAGGUUGUGCCUACAUCUGGACUUCAUGUUAUGAACAAAGAGCAAGAUGAAAUUCCUACCCAGGGAGUUGUUCUCAGGAGACAGCGCAGUGAAACGAAGUCAGGUGGAUCUGAUAAUGUAAACACGGAUUCUGAAAAGCCAAAACGAUUGUCAAGACUAGGCUCAUUUAUAAGAAUUGAUCCUCCUGAAGAAGGAAUAAUCAGUAUUGGUGAUAGUAAAAAUAUGUCAAAACCUCCGGCUUCUGCAAUAGUCCAGCCUUUCAACUACAGCCCACCCACAACAACAGCCACCGCCCACAUUCCAACACAUGUCACUUCCAUUACCAAGAGAAGUGAAUCAUGUCUGAGUGGAAUUGAUAAUGUAGAGGAUCAGACUGAAGUGUUCGAUGAAGAGGUGCAGGAGUUUAAUACAGCUUCCAUGAGAGUCACGACAGUAUGAAUGACAAUGCAAGGACCUCAAAAAAUGGGACAAUUUUAAUUAAAGACAUUGCCAGUGAACUGAUUCUGUGGGCAUAAUGAAAGUUUGAAGUGGACUUCAGAGCAGGUUUUCAGGUCAUUCCCAUGUCAAAAGUUCAUUGGUCAAUUGGUGAAGUUUCCUUGUAAUGGGGAGUCACUCUGUACAAUGUGCAACUUUUGAGAUUUUUUGAAAGGAACUUUUGUGUCUCCCAUUCUUUGAUCAGUUUUUGAAUUAUACUUCACGUUGCUGUCUAAUCAAAGACGGAAGUGUGAAGAUUUGAUUCAUUGUGUUUUGUAUAUAUGCAGUAUUAGUCUUAAAACCAUAUACACACAUAAAAUUAGAAGCGUAUUCUUCACUUGUAUACACGGCUGUCUUAUUAUAUUCUGGCUGACUCUACUGUCCAACAAGAGCUACCCAUGUCUUGUGUAACAAAAGUGUUUUUCUGUUACGUUUCAAAUUGGCUAGUAAGCUUUGCGUAUGUAAAUAUUUUGUAGUGAAUGCACGUUAUGUUCGUAUUUAGAUGAGAACUGCCAGUUAAUUUAUUAUAAACAGUUUACAAUGAAAUCUGAUAGUUACAGAAUUCCAUUGAUGAUUAAUAAUAAUAAUGGUGAAUGUUAACAUUGUUAUGGAGUGUGUAUGGAAUGUGAUUAUUUUGCAAUGCAUGGGUUUAUAAAGGGCCUAUGAGAAACUUUUUUACUCUCAGUAUUGUAGAAUUUUGUGAUGAUAAGAUUUCAUUGUAAAUCAGAUGAAAGGAUGCCUUUUCUUUAGGGUUUUUUCUUGUAAAUUUGUUCUAAUAUGAACUGUGCAGUAAAAAUGUAAUCUUAUAUUAAGUGUAAAUGUGGAUAUUGCAAAUCAUCGCUAUGUAAUGUGAAUAUGAGGAUCGCUGACAAAGCUGACAAACCAAAAAGAGGGGGUCUGUAUGUGUUUUGCUUUUCUAUGGAACUGCUGGCGUAUGAUGGAAAUCCAUACAACUCUCAAAACAAUACGGUUACUUCUUUUUCUGUGUUGGCUCUUAGGUACAAACUAAGCACUAUUGCCAGGCAGCUGAGUUCCAUAAAUGUAAUUGGAAUGAAACUCCCGAGUUCAUAACUCGCAUUUUGUGGUAGGCUAAAAACAUGCCUCAUUCUGCACUGAAAAUAUGGAAAUAUUAUAAAAUUUAUUCUACAGUUUAUUUAGUUUAUGUAAGUUUUUUUAAAAAUUUUGUUAGUACUUUAAAACAAUUAGGUGAUUAGAAACACUCUUUAAGGGCAUCCUGAUCUAUAAAAUGCUGUAAUUAUGGUAAUAAUAGCAAAUAUUAUGCAUGUAAACAGCUUUGUUAUUUCAGUGUCUUUUCACCACUUACCAAAUGUUGUGGUCAAGUGGUUAACAUUCCUUCAUAUACGGGAGGUCCUGGGUUCAAAUCUUUGCCUGGAGACUGGUUAACCUGACUGAGGUUUUUUGCAUUGUUUUCCUCAGUCCCUCCAGGAAGUGCCUUAAAUUAGGCCAUGACCGCUUCCUUCCACAUCCCUUCCAUUUCACUGAUGCUAUAUAAUCUGAGCUACUGACAAAGUGUCAUUAAAUAAGCUAUAAAUAAAUAUUUUUCACCACUAUGUCACUACAUGUUUUGGUCAACACUGACCAUCUUCAGGAGGUACACAAAGGCUUUUUACUAAACUGUGUGUGACAUAUCAUCUGUUAGGGUUAAAAUAUAUAAAAAUAAUAUUGUCUAUACUUAAAAAGAUGACAUUUUAAGCCUUAAAGGUACUUCUUGUGUUGGUACAGUGGUUCCCAUCAUGUUUGAGAUUGAAGUACAUUAAACACGUGGUGAACAUAAGAUACUGAAAUAAUAAAGCUCUUUAGUUGGAUAAUAUUUACUGUUAUUAAUAUUAUUACAGAUUGAAAACAUUUUUGUGGUUGACAUUGCAGUUAUAUGAAGUGUUCAGACCAAUUCCCAUUGAUGGCUGUCUUCUGGGUUGUACUGUGUAGUGUGGUAGAAGUAUACCAAUGCUGCCUCCAUCAUCAGGGUACCCUGAUGAUGGAGGCAGCAAGGAUCUCUGGAACGCUGGUAAAUUUAUGCCAGACUACAUGGCACAACAGCCAUCUUCAGACUCACGACCAUGAAAACCUCAAAUCCUACACAGCAGUUUCCAUUGUUGUUUGUAGAUGUAUAAACCAGCAUUUAACAAGAAUUGAGUUUUCUAUCAAGCAUGAAAUUCUUAUUAUUUUUGUUCCUAACAUUUUGUAGAUUGAAGCUCUUAUUAAGAUUUUAUCUGAUACUCGUAUGAACUUCGUUUCACAUUGGGCAUAAGUUUAUGAUUUCAUCGAGUACUUUGAUGUAUAUAAUUCGCAUUUUUAAGUGGGAAAUGUAGGUAUGGUUUGUCAUCUUUGUUAGCUUGAACACAAGUUCUUGAGACUGAUGGUGAUAAAUUAUUACAUAGGAGAAACAUAAUGUGCUUGCCACUUAUUUUUGAAGAAUUGUAAUCCAAGAAAUUAAUGCAUGUGGUUGCAGUCAACAAACAAUGCAUGAUCUUCUAGUCUGUGUUUUAACCAACGUGUUCCAUUUUGCAGACCUAAUAUUGUACAUCGUUUGGUGGAAGGAGUAUGCAAAUUCAUCAAAACCAAACUCCAUUAAUUUAUUAUGUCAUUUAUAGUGUUUUAGUGUAGAUGGUGCAGUUAUUAUGCCAAAGUGCUAGUUUCACAUUAUAAUUGCAUUAGAUGUGUUACAUUUUACAUUACUUUUAAUUCAGUCUAGAAUUGAAUUUUAUACUGCUUUCAGUUUUUGUAUAAAACUUCAUAAAUUACAGUUGUUACUAUAAAAAAUUACAAGUAGCUUCACUAUUCCCAGACUUACUGUUUAUCUGUAAUUUCAAAAUGAUGUAUUUUUUAGAAAGAAGUAAAUCUGAAAUCAGAUUAUAUUUUGUCAGACUGAAGAUGGUUGCCUGCUGGGUUCUUGCACCAUGUAGUCUGGUAGAAGUUUACUGACGUCUCAGAGGUCCUUGCUGCCUCCAUCAUCAGGGCAAGGACCUCUGAAACGUCGGGAAAACUUCUACCAGACUACAUGGUGCAACAACCCAGAAGACGGCCAUCUUCAGACUCACCGCCGUGAAAACCUCAUAUCCUACAUUUUGUCACACUCUUUACAUUUCUGUUACAUAACACAGUAAGCUAGCUAGCAUGUGCCAGUAAUAAAACACUGGCCAUCUUUCAGAUAAUGGAUCUUGCUUACUGGUGUUAACAGAAGGAUUUAGAAUAACAUUUACUUCCUUCCAGAACAGCUUAAGUCGUGUAAUUUAAGCUAGUUUCUUGGAUGCAUGGAAGCCUUAAUUUUAUCACUAAUCAUUCUUUUUUCAGUUGGUGUGCAGUUUGGUUUUGACUUGAAUACUGGUUGCAAAAUAGAAUCAGCAUAAAUGAUAAAGCCCUUUGGUUCCUUUCUUCACAUCAGUUGGAUAUAAUAAUGCUGUUUGUACUGGAAUAUUAUCUGUGAAUGGAGUAUGGGUUCCAAUAAAUAUAUUGUGAAAUUACAAUGUUGAUUCAUGAA